AUGCUCCAAACUGGACGAUCGGCACGAGACGAUGAUAUCACAGGGCACAUCAAUCUCGAUGAGGAUGAUAAUACAAACAACGAAACUGAAAACCCUGCACCAGGACCAGAUCCCAGUAGCACCAGCUACCACGAUGAGGCCGCCACCCGCGAAAGCGGCACUGGACCAGCCGAGAAUGACGAGACAGGCGGCAGCGAUGGACAUGACAACAGCAACAACGACGACGACGGCAAUGAAGUCCCCUCCUCAGCCUCUACCCCAACCUUCGACCGCCCCUUCACCUUCUCCCCGCACCUCAUCCGCCCACGCACGCCCCCUCCUCAAAUCUACCAUGUAACCCGAGAGGUGCACCGCGGUCGUGAUUUUCACAUCCCCGAGCCAGCAGCUGAACGCGCUAAGCAGCAGCAUCAGCGAGAGCGUUUUGUCCACAGAACCCGCCAGGUCCACCACCAACGCCAACACCACCACCAACACAAGCACCAGCUCGUCACAACCCGCCUCCUCACAGCCCAAGAACGCGCCUUCUGGUACAACCGCUCCUAUUUCCACCUCACCACCCUCCUCCCCAUGACGUACACCCGCUCAUCAUCAUCAUCAUUCUGGCGGGUGGCUGCCCGCCUGGCCCGGCUGACGGCGUACGUGCUGUACGACGAUUUUCGA
This is a messenger RNA of Clonostachys rhizophaga, 660 nucleotides long. Lineage: Eukaryota; Fungi; Ascomycota; Sordariomycetes; Hypocreales; Bionectriaceae. The record is from the annotation of a GenBank genome assembly.